Leptopilina boulardi is the source of this 1708-nucleotide messenger RNA. RefSeq names its product globin (gene Glob1). The record is from RefSeq and is a predicted model, not a curated record. The transcript has 4 exons. Gene Ontology annotation, cellular component: extracellular region; hemoglobin complex. NCBI's taxonomy places the organism in Eukaryota, Metazoa, Arthropoda, Insecta, Hymenoptera, Figitidae. Bases 156 to 803 code for a protein of 215 amino acids. Gene Ontology annotation, molecular function: heme binding; oxygen binding. Gene Ontology annotation, biological process: oxygen transport.
UUAAGUUUUAUUUUUAAUCAGUGAGAUUCAUUUGUAUAUAACUUUUGUAUAACAAUUUGGAUGCGCGGCGCACAAAAAUAGUUUGUCAAGUACACAAUACGAGAAAAGAGACUCGAGAUCGAAAGCGCAUCUCUACCACGCUUCGAGUCACGGAAAUGUAUACGUAUAGAUGUGGACGAGUCACAGGUUGUUUAACAGUUCUCGACAAAACUCCGAGAGGUUUAGUGCUCCAAAAAGAAACCGUUAUUGAAGUGAACUUUUAUCAAUUAUUUUCAUUAUUACAUCACAGUACAAUGGGUUCUUCACUUAGCAUGUUAUGGAAUUCAUCGAAUGAUAAUGUUAUCGAUCCUGUAACCAAUCUGUCCGGAAAGCAGAAAAAACUUGUUCAGAACACGUGGAGUAUUUUAAAGAAGGAUCCCGUUGGCACCGGUGUCGCGAUAAUGAUUGCAUAUUUCAAAAAGUAUCCGGAAUAUCAAAAGUUAUUCGCCUCGUUCAAAGACGUUCCAUUGGAGGAACUUCCAAAUAAUAAAAAAUAUCAAGCACAUUGUUUAAAUAUAGUCACGGCCUUAGGCAGUGUGAUCGACGCCAUUAAUGAUCCUCCUUUAAUGGAAGCAAGCCUGAUUAGCUUGGGUGAGAGGCACAGAAAACGUGGACAAACCAAGGAGCAGUUUGACCAAUUAAAAGCAGUGAUUAUGGAAAUUCUAGGCGUAAGUUUGGGCUCAAAAUUCACACCAGAAACACGAGACGCUUGGAAUAAAACCCUUGACGUUGCUUUUGAAUGUCUUUAUAAAGCAUACUCUUAGUAAUCAAAAGUUUCGUUAUAAUUUUGAAAAUAAUUAAAAAAAAUGUUUUCGCUGAUGAUGAAAAAAAAUGAAUUCGCAAAACAACAAUACCGGCCUAUCACAAAUUUUACUGUGGCUAUGUUAUAUUAUAAUCUCUAGGACAAUAUUUCAAUCCUAGAAAAAAAAUUCAUCAAAAAGUUAAAAUUGAAAAUAAUUAAAAUCGAUAAACAAUUUUAUCAAUAGAUAUUUUUCUUAAAACAAAAUUUUAUCUCAAAAAAAAGUUUAAAAACUUUGUCAAUAUGUUUUACAACACGACGAUAAAUAGAAAAUAUAGUCUUAAAAUAUUACUAAUUUUCAUAAUAAUUGUAUUAUUUUUAUUAUUAUUAUUAUUAUUACUCUACUAAUAAGGCACGUUGUUUUUAAUAGGGUUGACUACUUGUUUUAUAUGAAACUUAAUUAAAUGGUCUAAAUAAUGUUUACAUUUUACAUAUAAUAUGUGAUUGUACUUUAAAUUAUAUUAUCCCUUCUUAUUUGCAUAGAGAGGCUUGAAGAAAAUUGAUAAUUUUCAUAUAUAAAAUUUACGAUUAGUAAUUUAUGUAAAUAAAUGCUUUUAAAGAAGAAAAAAAAUACUGGCAGGUGAUUAUAGAUUGGAUAAAAAUAUCCAAUAUUAAGAAUAACUAUCAACAUGUUUAAAAUGUUGCUCUAAGCAUUAAUAAUUAUCAAUAAAAAAUGUAAUUAAUUAAUUAACUAAGAAAAUGGCAAAUUUCAAUGCAUUUUAGUAGGAAAAAAUGUUUGUAAAAUAAAGCGAGUUUAAUACAUGAAUUAUUCAAUUUUAAUAAUAUGUAUUCGGAUAACUAUUACUUAUUUAAAAGUGACUAAAUAGAUUUUUUAUUUUUUUCUGACAAAUAAAAAAAUUUCAAAAUUGA